AUGAGUUUGCUGGCUGUAAAUACAGUCGACCGACUGGAUCGACCAAGCGCAUACUAUGUUAGCAAGUCCAAAUGGGCCAUAGAGGCUGAAAAUCAUACACAGAACAAGCGUCGUAGAUUCAACGACCGCGAGGAGGAGGAACCGCAGCAACAGGAGAAACCUGACGAUAAAUUGAAGAACGCGACAACCCUCUACGUGGGAAAUCUUUCCUUUUAUACCACCGAAGAACAAAUCCACGAACUCUUCGCCAAGUGCGGUGAGAUCAAGCGACUUGUAAUGGGCCUCGACCGAUUCAACAAAACACCCUGCGGCUUCUGCUUCGUCGAGUAUUACACCCACCAGGAUGCGCUGGAUUGCUUGAAGUAUAUCGGAGGAACUAAGCUGGACGAGCGAAUCAUUCGGACAGAUCUUGACCCUGGAUUUGAGGAAGGACGGCAGUUCGGACGAGGAAAAUCGGGCGGUCAAGUGCGUGAUGAAUACCGUGAAGAAUACGAUCCGGGCCGUGGUGGAUACGGCCGUGCCUAUGAUGAGCAGCGCCAGCGCGAGGAGGAUGAAUACGGUGCCGGAAGGUAG
Molecule: messenger RNA, 573 nt
Organism: Penicillium expansum
Lineage: Eukaryota; Fungi; Ascomycota; Eurotiomycetes; Eurotiales; Aspergillaceae
Product: nuclear cap-binding protein subunit CBC2
Exons: 5
Coding region: 1-573 (190 amino acids)
Biological process (GO): mRNA cis splicing, via spliceosome
Cellular component (GO): nuclear cap binding complex
Molecular function (GO): RNA cap binding
Source: RefSeq, a predicted model, not a curated record